This is a messenger RNA of Wyeomyia smithii (pitcher-plant mosquito), 1872 nucleotides long. RefSeq names its product cytochrome P450 306a1 (gene phtm). Gene Ontology annotation, cellular component: cytoplasm; intracellular membrane-bounded organelle. The record is from RefSeq and is a predicted model, not a curated record. The transcript is spliced from 6 exons. Gene Ontology annotation, biological process: xenobiotic metabolic process. The coding region runs from base 204 to 1709 and encodes 501 amino acids. Gene Ontology annotation, molecular function: heme binding; oxidoreductase activity, acting on paired donors, with incorporation or reduction of molecular oxygen, reduced flavin or flavoprotein as one donor, and incorporation of one atom of oxygen; iron ion binding. NCBI's taxonomy places the organism in Eukaryota, Metazoa, Arthropoda, Insecta, Diptera, Culicidae.
UUCGAAGAUCGAAAUGCUACAGAACUGUCAGGCAUCGUUUUAUUCCGUUCUUUCAAUAAAAUCAAUUUGGUUCUAUGAUCUGAAAGUAUAAUAGCUUGAUGAUUCAAAUACGUUAGAAGUGUUUUCAAUAUAUUCUUCCAGUCGAUGGUCAUUCACGGACUUGUGCACUUUUAAAGUCUGUAGUGUUAUCAGUUUAUGACAAGAUGUAUUUACUAUUUAUAAGCAUAUUAGCUGUCGGUUACUUCAUCUGGGAACUGAUUGAUAGACAAGGAAAGCCUCCUGGUCCUCUCGGCUGGCCAGUAGUUGGCUAUCUUCCGUUUAUUGACUCAAAAAAACCUUAUGUGACUCUGACACAGUUAGCCAAUAAGUAUGGCCCAAUCUACAGCCUUCGAAUGGGUAAAGUGUAUACCGUUGUAAUCACCGAUCCUAGUCUUCUUCGCGAUAUUCUGAAACGGGACGAAUUCACUGGAAGAGCCCCCCUUUAUAUAACUCAUGGCAUUAUGGGGGGCUAUGGAAUCAUCUGCGCAGAAGGGGAUUUGUGGCGCGACCAGCGGCGUCUGUCUAUUGAAUGGCUACGUAAGAUGGGCAUGACGAAAUUCGGUUCGUCGCGUUCGAUGCUCGAGGCUCGCAUCAUGUCUGGUGUGAAUGAACUCUUAGAGGAUUUGAGAAAAGAAUCGAAUACACGGGAUGCCUUUGAUCCUGCACCACUUAUUCACCACAUUCUAGGAAAUCUUAUGAAUGACCUCGUGUUCGGGCUGACGUAUGAACGCGAUGAUGAUAUAUGGCAAUAUCUACAAAUUCUGCAGGAAGAAGGCGUCAAAUAUAUUGGUGUCUCGAUGGCGGUUAACUUUCUUCCAUUUUUAAGGCAUUUACCCUCUAGCAAAAAAAUAAUAGAUUUUUUGGUAAAAGGUAAAAAAAGGACUCAUGAAAUUUACGAUUCAAUUAUUAACAAUCGGCGCAAAAUACUUCAGCUCAGUGCAAAAAACAAGGUCAACGAACUACCUAACGAAUGUAUAUUAUCAAAUUUCGUUAAAGAAACCAUUCGCAGGGAAACAGCUAAAUGUCCAGAAGUUGUUUUUUGUAGCGAUUCUCAGUUGAGGCAUCUUUUGGCUGAUCUUUUUGGAGCAGGAGUUGACACGACAUUUACUACCCUCCGUUGGUUGUUACUUUACGUAGGGCUUCACAAAGACGUUCAGCGGAAAUUACGUGAAGAGCUCUACAACCAGCUUCUUGCUGCUCCUACUUUGGACGACGUUGAUUCGUUGCCAUAUCUUAAAGCAUGCGUAGCAGAGAUUCAGCGCCUGCGGACAGUUGUGCCAUUAGGGAUUCCUCAUGGAGCAAAUUCGAAUACUACCAUUGCUGGCUACAAAAUACCCAAAAACACAAUGAUUAUACCACUUUUGUGGGCCAUCCACAUGAAUCCAGGGCUUUGGUCUGAUCCGGAACAUUUCAACCCAGAGCAUUUUCUUAAUGACUCUGGUCACUACAGUGCUCCUAAUUAUUUUAUGCCUUUUCAAACUGGAAAACGAAUGUGUUUGGGUGACGAACUAGCUCGAAUGAUUCUGUAUCUUUACACAGCACACAUUUUCUGGUGCUUUGAGUUAGAAGUAUUAUAUAACGAUCCACCUGACUUAACGGGCAUAUGUGGUAUUACACUAGCGCCUUCGGAAUAUAAAAUAAUCUUCAAGCACGACCCCCUCAGGAAAUAAAAAAAAUCUGCGUUGUUUAUUUAAAUACCCGGAUUGUUCCAUUUAUUGGUGUUGAUGAAUAACUGAGAUUCAAAACAGAAUACUUUUCAUUUAAUAGCUGUUCGAUAUAAAUAAUUUAAUUAGAAUACAGAUUUCAACUGCAAAAUAUAUUUAUACAUAAGAA